AUGAACGCCACCACCACCAGCAAAACUCUUCUCAUUCUCGCCGCGCUUGUGGCUAUUGCAUUCGCAGAAAAUUUGACGACGGCAGAUCCAACAAGUACUGUAUCGCCAGGUUCUACCGCAUCACCUGGCACGAGCGGUUCGACAACACCUGGUAGUUCGGACGCGACGACAAGUGGAACUUGCCAGGACGACCCGAACACCAAAUGCGACCAGUACAAGAAUUUGUGCAGCAACGCGAAAUAUCACGAUUUGCUUUCCAAACUGUGCCCAGUGACAUGCAACUUCUGCGGCUCAACAGAUGUUCCAUGCAUCGACAACUCGACAAAUUGCGCCAAUUGGGCGAAAAAUGGAUUCUGCACCAAUCCGUUCUACACACCGGAACAGCGCAAGUUGUACUGCGCCAAGACAUGCAAUCUUUGCUAA
Messenger RNA from Caenorhabditis bovis, 423 nucleotides. The record is from the annotation of a GenBank genome assembly. NCBI's taxonomy places the organism in Eukaryota, Metazoa, Nematoda, Chromadorea, Rhabditida, Rhabditidae.